This is a messenger RNA of Neltuma alba, 1153 nucleotides long. Its product is annotated as F-box protein SKIP28. Gene Ontology annotation, cellular component: cytoplasm. NCBI's taxonomy places the organism in Eukaryota, Viridiplantae, Streptophyta, Magnoliopsida, Fabales, Fabaceae. The transcript has 2 exons. The record is from RefSeq and is a predicted model, not a curated record. The coding region runs from base 93 to 1037 and encodes 314 amino acids. Gene Ontology annotation, molecular function: protein binding.
AUCAAUUAAUUUCAAAGACCAACACCGAUUCAAGUUCAUCUUUCUCAAAAAUAUCGUCUGUCAAGCGUUCACGGACCCGAGAGAUCAGAGCAAUGGAAGAUUCAUCGGAGCCUUCUGACUCCACUCUCAGCAUCGCCUUCCAUCAAUCAGAGCCACUUCACGAUGCUCUCUUCUUCGUCCUCCCUUACCUUCCUCUCUACGAGCUCCUCGCCAUGUCUCUCAUCUGCAGAGCGCUAAACGACGCAGUGAACGACGACGUAUUGCCGUGGCUGAACCUCGUUGUUGAAGGGCCUCUCAGCUCCAAGCUCACUGAUCAGAUUCUCAUCAGAAUCACUGCUAAGGCCAACGGUAGGCUCACCAGUCUAGCACUCAUGAACUGCAAGAACAUCACUGACAUUGGCCUUCUGAAGGUCGUUGAAGAAAAUCCUUUUAUAAACAAGCUCUAUAUUCCAUCAUGCACCGGCAUAACCCCAGAUGGAGUACUAUCAGCUGUGAAAAUCCUGUGCCAGGGAAGCCACAAGCUAAGCAUUCUGAGGAUAAAUGGCAUUUACAACUUAAAGAAGCAGCACAUCGACACACUUGCUUCUUACCUUGCAAAAGAUCAGAAUCAGUCAUUAAAGGAGCUUCAAAAACAGCACCCUUUCUACUACCACGAGAGGUUCAAUUUUUCUGCCUUCAAGCCCAAAGAAAGCCAUCAGAUUAUUGACUUGCAAACAUGUCCUAUGUGCUUUGAGGUCAGAAUGGUAUAUGACUGCCCAAUAGGGAAAUGCAAGAGGAAGGAAUGCAGGGCAUGCACUUUUUGCAUACCACGGUGUGAGAACUGUGGUGGAUGCAUUAUAUCACUAGUGGCAGCAGGAGGGGCCGAUUUCUUGUGUUCAGAGUGUUGGCUACAGUUUCCCAAGUGUAGUGUCUGCGAGAAGCCAUACUGCAAGCAACAUAAUAACUGGUGGUGCAAUGAUACAACCCCUGGAUUCCUCUUGCGGCUUUAUGAUGAAAAUUUUGUUGAUUAUUAUCUGUACAGUGAUAUUGUGUUUUAAGAGUUUAAAUACACUUUCAGUCCCUCUGAUGUCAUCAUAACUGGUGUAUCAAUUUGGGGAAAGUUCCUGACUUAUAUUCGUGUCUAAUUUGAUAGAUACAAUGGGUUUUAAUAGGA